GGAACGCCAUGGCGGUCGACAAGCCAGGCGACACCGCUGUGGCCAAGUGCAGGAAGGCUCUGUCAGGCCUCCGACGCAUCUACGACGACCAGAACCCUAUCGUGGUCAUGGCCUGCGAGGAACUGGCCAAGGCUGAGCAGCAGGAGCGAGCCCAGAUGGCCCCAGAGGACAUCCUCCGCUCAGCCCUCGCCAGGCAGAGCAACUGCAAGCAUGAGAUCGAGCGCCUGGAGGCCAAGGUGCAGGACCUCAAAGGGCAGCUCGACGACGCGACGGACCAGCUGGCCAAGGCACAGCAGCAGAUCGGGGGCAUGAACGCGGAGGUCGCUCAGGCCAGGCUCGCGAUGGGACCGCCCCCUGCGCCAGGCAUGGCGGAGGCGGCCACAGCGGUUGCCUCCCUCCAGCAGAUCCUGCAGGGCGCUCGGGAUUCCAUCACCGCGGGCCAGGAUCGCAACGUGGUGGGCGGCUCCAUCCUGGACUCCCUGGCGGACCACAUCAACAGGGUGGGCGUUGCUGUACCUACCCAGGGCGCCGCUUUUCGCGCCGCAGGCGGGCAGCCUGCAGGCGCCAGCGCCACAUCGACAGCAGCACCACCACCCGCUGGAGUCGUGCCCGCCGCCACGGCCCCAGCAGCAGCCGCAGGCAAGGGCGUCAUCAACAGCUUCCAGUACGUACCCCCCGCAGCAGAAGCGGUGGCAUGGGAGAAUGGGGGCGUCAUUGACGGGUUUGAGAGUCUACGCUCUUGGGCUGUGGCAGUACACGUACAUGUAGGACCGACGGGUGGUAUCAUUGUGGGCUGUGCCUACUUGGAGUCGGUGGGGGCCAGCGACCACCUCACCGCGAACUACAAGAAGCUCAUGCGCAUCGGAGAGGCCUUGCGCUACUUCUCGGCCCCGUACAUCUUCGCGGCCGACUGGAACGCUGAGCCGAGCCUCCUCGACGAGCUCGGAUUCAUGCAGGUGCUGCCCGCCAUCGCGGUGGCGCCCCCCACUGGCACGUGCAGGGCGGCCACCACUGGCAACCUCAGCACCAUCGGCUACUGCUCACCUCGCCCGAUUUCGCGAAGGUGUGCAUGGCGCCUCGGGUUAUGGAUGAAUGGGCGCCCCGACCGCACUACCCAGUACGUCUUGACCUUGCAGCACGACCUAGGGUCCAUCUACAGCUUCACCUUCGUGCUCCGAAGCGCUCAAGCUGCUCAGCAACGCUUGGACGCACUGCACUCCACCUUCAUCACCUUCGUGGAGCAGGACCUCAGCCACAUCUACCAGAUCCAGGCCCGCUACAUGAGGAACUUGGCGCUGGCGCUCCAGGACCUAGUCAGAUCCAUCACGCAUCAGUCCGAUCCAGCGGUUCGGUGGCAGAGGCUGACGCGUGCUCUGCGUCCUGGCCACAGGCAGGACAUUCACUCACAGGAAGGCGCAUUCUUGUAUGAGGCGGCAUGGCGUUUCAUACAUUAUGCGGUCAUGCAGGAUUCCCACGUCUGCCGCACCUUGCUCACCGCAUACGCGUCCACAGUCGAGUCUCAUGCUGAGCAGUUGGAGUCCCAGGCGGCUCGGAAGCGCACGGAUCAGUUUCGCAAGUGGGCCCAGGACGCCAUGGUCACGGGAGCUCCCCCCCUCUUCGGCAUGACGAAGCUGAAGGGCUGGGCCGUGGCCGACAGCCAGAUGGAUUUUUGGAACGACAUCUGGAAAGGGGAUGCGGUCUCACCGAAGCCAGACAAGGAUAUGGUCAUGAAGGGCUUCGGCGACAUCACAGCCCUGCAGGAUGGCAACAUCAUCAACGAGCACACCAUCCACGCAGCUAGAUGA
This is a messenger RNA of Prorocentrum cordatum, 1805 nucleotides long. The record is from the annotation of a GenBank genome assembly. NCBI's taxonomy places the organism in Eukaryota, Dinophyceae, Prorocentrales, Prorocentraceae.